Octopus bimaculoides (California two-spot octopus) is the source of this 1236-nucleotide messenger RNA. RefSeq lists its product as uncharacterized. The record is from RefSeq and is a predicted model, not a curated record. Lineage: Eukaryota; Metazoa; Mollusca; Cephalopoda; Octopoda; Octopodidae. Gene Ontology annotation, molecular function: protein binding.
AUUUACGUACGCAGUUACUAUAUUGUUUAAUUUCAGGUUCUGAAGGAAGUCAAGACGAAGACAUCGAGAGAAGUUCAAUAUUUUUGUUGUAAAACAAAUUGUGCUGAUCACCAAAAUCUCAGGAAACUAAAUCGGGGAAAUAUCAUUGUUUUCGAUCACUUUGAUGCUUUAUCAAACACUGAAAAAUCUGAAAAACUCGAGUUCAUGGAAAAUUCCAGUAUCACUUUUCCAGAGACCACUUUUAUUGUGGUGUUUCGAGGACUUAAACCAUUAUUGACCAAUGAACUUUGUACAAAAGAGUUCCAGGUGUUGCCUUUAGGGAAAUCAAAAGCGAGAGAACUCUUUAACUGUGAGUUCUCAUCAAAUGUGACUUCUAGCUGUAAGAGGUUGAUUAAUUCCCUUCUUGAUCGGUGUUGUGGAUUCCCUGGAAUGAUACUCAAACUUGCUGAAAUGUUGUCACUUUUCCCUAACCAAAAAGGUAUUGAAGAUUGCUUCGAAAAAUUUGAAAUUCCAGAUGAAUAUUUCAAAUGUAUUAACGGUAUGUUAAAUAGUACAUCACAACCUGUUAAGAAAUUACUGGCCACACUAUCUUGUUCAGAUGUCCAGUUCUCGUACAACUAUCUUCAAUUCGUAGCUGAAUGGAUUAACCACAGCGAAAACGGCUACUUAGAAAAUCCGAGUCAUUUCAUCAAGAAAUCAGGAUUACUUAUUGAAAAUGAAGACCAAACUUACAGCUUACAACCAAUCAUCAGACAAGCUUACAACCAAUCGUCACAAUUGCCAGUCAACCGGUCAUCACAAUUGCCAGUCAACCGGUCAUCACAAUUGCCAGUCAACCGGUCAUUCUACAGUGUGAGGUCAUCAUGCUGUGCACAUUUGUAUUUUACUCAGAUCACUGGGGAAAUAUUUCUAACGGCCGCAAGCUAUUUCCGGGACCAAAAAUUUCAACAGGUACAGAAUCUUCUCGCUGACCAACAACAGACAAUUCAAGACUUGUUUGGCAAAGUGCUUCACAGUGCAUAUGGGGAUCGUUUGUAUUUUCAAAACCUUUAUGAUCUCUGUGAGAAAGCUGGUAAGAUUAUUUCUCUGCAUCCUAAAAGAGCAGUCAACUUUUACCAAUGCUGCUACGAUAUGUCUCUCCUGUUCGGCUCUAAAGAAGAACAAGCUUUCCUUCAAUACAAGAUUGGUCAGUCCCUUAUUAAGCAUCCAGUAUUUGAAGGUGCCUUGCUCAACUAA